CGAUCCAAAGAUGAUGAAGAAGAAGCAGAAGAAGUAGAAGAAGAAGAAGAAGAGCGCAAACUACCACUCUGAGCUACCGCAGUAAAUUUCAGCAGGAAACCUGGAUUUUUGAGACGCAUCACGGUUAAUGGAGGAUGGACUUUAGGUUGAUUUUUAAUUUUUUUGUGUCUUUAGACUAUUUCUAAAAUGCCAUGUUAACAAAGGGAUACUUAAAAAACAGAACAUUUCAUACUCUGUGUUGCUGUUCAUCCGCAUGUCUUCGUGAAGUUUGGACCUUUGGCCAUAGGAAUGUUCCUGAGUUUUGUUUUGUUUUUUAAAAAAAACAACUGAAUUAUGAACUCUCUUUCUUCCAUGAAACAACACGGAGCAAGGUGAAUUCUUGGUGACUUUACAACCGAGGCUAAGAGGAACAUAUUGGGUUAAAAACGACAACACCAACAAGAAGAAAAGAAAGCCGGAGCUUUAUUAUCGCUGCGGAUUUACUUUUUAAAGAGGAGAAAAGAAGAAGAGGCUGCGGCGCCUUCUCGCUCUUCUUCAUCCGCGGACUCUGCACGCAACGGGACGGAGCUCACAGGCGCGCGCAGCUCCGCGAGCCGAGCCGCUGUCCUCUUCAUCCUCAUCCUCAUCCUCAUCCUCAUCCUCCUCCUCCUCUCCGCGCGCCGAGCUGAGGAGAGAGGCUCGCUCGCGCCUCCAUAAAUGCCCGGUCCGUUGGAGAGGCUCGAGGCUGGGCAGCAAGAUGAGCUCGUGGGUCCAGCUGCUGCUGCUCGCGUGGCUGGCGGCGUGUGCGCGGUUUGGCGUGGCCGAGGAGGACGCUCUGCCUGCAGCCCUGGUGGAGCUGGUUAGAAACAGCCCCAUCAACUCCAUAGAGGACCUCCAGCUGCUGCUGCUCACUGACUCCGUAGAUGAGGAGGAAGCUAACUCUGCAGCCAACGGAGGUCACAGACUUCCACGCAGCCUUGACGCUCAGCCCGCCCAGCAGGCUCAGUGUAAAGUUCGCACAGAAGUGGUCGAGGUCACCAGAGCCAUGUUGGACCGUAGCAAUGCCAACUUUCUGCUGUGGCCGCCGUGUGUGGAAGUCCAGCGCUGCUCUGGCUGCUGCAACACCAAGAGCCUGCAGUGCGUUCCUGUUGUCACGCACACCAGAUACUUGCAGGUCAUGAAGAUCGAGUACAUCAACAAAAGACCCACUUAUGCCAAGGCUGUGGUGUCGGUCGUGGAUCACGUGGAGUGCAGAUGUCAGCCUGCCCCGCGCCCCACUGUGCUCAAGAAGAAAUCCUCUCACAGACUGCACAGCUACCCGCAUCGAAAUCAGACCCUCGGCCCGGGACCAGCGCAAGGACAGGUGAAGGUCCACUCCAAAGAUGAACUCCACCAGCUGGACGAGCUGAAACCAAACCAGAGGGCUCAUCUGGAGCAUCUCCUGGGGCAGCGCUGGGAUCUCAGAGGAGACACCUUCCCUCAGCCAGGAGAAGGCUACAGUCUUGCAGGAGAAGACGUGUCUCGGUCUGAGGAGACAGUUCUUUUUCCUCCGCACUGGGAUCAUAACUUCACCAGACUUCUUGGGACCGAAGAGCAAAUAGAGACGCAUGAAAAUGUCGGGAUGAAGCAUGAUGAGGUUUUUAAAGACAAUGCAGGACCCCCAGCGGGUAAUGUGGAUGUGGAAGCAAAGACAAAGUUGGGAGAAGAUGGGUUCAACAUCACCGAAGGGAAUCCUAAAGUAGGACACAAACACACACAAACACACAGCCCUCCAGGGUUAGAUGACAAAUCCAAACCUUUUGAGAGCCACACUGCUGGACUCUCUGAGGGUUUCGCUGAGAACUCUCGAGCCAUGUUGGAUCCUAGCGAGGAAACCAGAGCGAGGAGCAGGGUCCGACCAACCAAAGAGCCAAAUCCAGAGCCUCGAGAGGCGGCAGGAAGGAGAGAAAAUGAGACUCCAGACGUGGAAAGGAUGUCGCAAAUCGCGGAAGAGAAAUUGGAGGCUGAGAGAAAAGAGCUUCUCCUUCUCCACAAGAGACUGGACGAAGAGAAGGAAUUACUGCGACAGCAGAAAAUGAAGCAGGAGGAGGAAGAAAUGCUGAAAGAGAAGGAGACAGACAGUCAGCAUCUCCAACAUAGGAAGCAUCAUCAUCUGCAUACAACGACACCGAAACCAGAGACAGCAACAUCCACAACUACCACGCAGAAAGCACCGGCCCCGACCGGCCCCAGGCUCCCGGUUCGUCCAAACCCUCAGAGAAGAAGAAUGAAGAAGAAUCGCAAACGGAUCAGCAAGGCAGCAAUGAGAGCGAUGCUCAUGUAGGACUGAAAUAAAACCAGGGACAGAUGGAGAACAUGUUGCAGGGUGGGAAUUGUCCAAAGAUGAAGCUGGAUGACUCCUCUGGUUUAAGUAUUUAUUUGUCAGUAACCUGGUUGUCCUGUGAUAUCUCCUCGGUAACACUACUAACGAGUGUCUGCUGAACCUGUAACAAUUUCUGGAUGGACCACGAGGGCAAAAAAGGGAAUAUGAACAAAGGACGGACCUGCUCAGGAGAAUGCUUCCCUCCCCAAACAUUUGAUAGUCCCACGUCCCAAAGACAGACAAAGACGUGCUCAAGCACAGCGACUGUGUGGGAACGAAGAGGCAUCGCUGUAGAACUGUGGAAAAUAGUGCAAUUCCUGUGGAUCCAUGCUUAGAUAUUGUGAAAGAGAAUGUCGACAACCAAAACUGUACGGGAGGUUUCUUUGGAAGAAUACCACAAUAAAGCAUAUUUGGUUAAAACGUUAAAAAAGUGGAUUUAACCAUUUUGCUAAAAAUUACAAAUUGCGUAAUCUUUAAGAAAAUCAUAAUGAGUCUGCAAAACGGGCAGAAUUUUCUGUGUGAUUUCGGUCAUGAGCUCACAAACAUAACAAUGGACUCCUUUUUUUUUUUAAACCGUACUUAAUUAUAUUUCACUCAUUGCAAACACUGGAGUAACACACACAUAACUAGCAAAUAAAAACAGCAUUUAAAUCGCAUUGCAAACGUAUUUUAUAACCCGGCUAGUUUCCACUUUUUUGUGACGCUGUAAUCACAAACUUCAGUGUAAUUUCUUUGAAAUUCUAUAAUAGAGAAACACAAAGUAGCGCACAAUUCAGAAGUAGAUUGAAAGUGAAAUAUGAUUUGAAUUUUCUUUUACAAAUAAGAAAAAUAUUUGAAAGAAAAGUCUAAACCUAUGUCCAUUUCCUUCCACUUCAUUACUGUGCACUGCUUUGCGUUUGUCUUUGGCACAAAAUCAGGAUAUAAUUGGUCAAAGUUUGUGGUCUUAAUGUGACAAAGUGUGGAAAAAGUUUGGGUGUGUGAAUAGUUUUGUAAGUAACUGCGUGCCAACACAAAUUCUGUUGCAGAAUCAAUGCUAUAGAUAUACAUGUGAGCGGACUGUGCGCUGUUUCUUAUUUAUUUGUCUGUACUGUUACUGUGGAUUAAUGUUCUAUAGAAAUACUGCCAAGGCGAUAUGCUGAGACUGAGAUUUUCUAAACGAUUUGGUUGCUCUCUGUGGAUUUGUGGCUUCAAACAGAAAGAAAUUGUUAAAUGGUGCCCAAACUCUCCAUGACCUCCCAGUCAGAUGCCGUGUUAAAUUUCUUAGUGCAGAAUUUGUGAAUGGUUGUUUUCUGUGUCUAAAUUAGUGGUGCUGUAUGCACACGUCUGCACCUCCGUUAUUUAUCUCAAACGUAUUUCUAUGGAAAGUUUUAGAAAUAUGUUUUCUCAACCUUCCUCUCUGAAUUGAACCUUGUAAAAUUAAUAAAUCUGCUCUCCGUAAGCUCUUCUGUAAGACGUUGCAACACAUUGGUUUAAAUUUCUUUGAGACGAAUCCAGGAAGGCCAUGCAUUUUUACUCUUAUAACAUUCUUUUGUUAUUUUUGUGAAUAUUUGCCAUUAUUUUUAAUUACUUGGAUAAGCAUACUGCUGUGUCCAGUAAUCCACCGUCAGACAAACACCUUAAAUUAUUGACAAUCUUGGCCUAUGUGUUCUUUAUGCCAAUUUACAACUGUUACUUAUUUCUGUCUGUUUUAAUAUAUGCAAUUGUGAAAAGAGAAUGUUUGCUUAUUUUCAUGUGAUUAUAAGAAUAUUUAAAUUGA
Molecule: messenger RNA, 4097 nt
Organism: Xiphophorus couchianus (Monterrey platyfish)
Lineage: Eukaryota; Metazoa; Chordata; Actinopteri; Cyprinodontiformes; Poeciliidae
Gene: pdgfbb
Product: platelet-derived growth factor beta polypeptide b
Exons: 9
Coding region: 737-2302 (521 amino acids)
Biological process (GO): positive regulation of cell population proliferation; platelet-derived growth factor receptor signaling pathway; positive regulation of phosphatidylinositol 3-kinase/protein kinase B signal transduction
Cellular component (GO): membrane
Molecular function (GO): growth factor activity; platelet-derived growth factor receptor binding
Source: RefSeq, a predicted model, not a curated record